AUGGACCUCGCGGCCCGGCUGGGCCGACCGCCGACGGACGGGGAGGCGGCCGCCUACCGCGCGACGCGCGCCGCGCGCAAGUCGAACGGCGAGCCGCGCGCGAAACGGCGGCGGCCGGCGCCCGCGCCCGCGCCCGAGCCGGCGCCCGCGCCCGCGCCCGCGCCUGAGCCGGCGCCGCCGCCCGCGGCCGCGCCGCCGCCGCCGCCCCCCGCGGCCGACGCCGACCGGGGCCCGACCGCGGCCGCGCCGCCGCCGCCGCCGCCGCCCCGACCAACAGAAGCCGGCCCGACGACGCUCGUCCUCUUCUACGCCUACCGGCCGACAAAAGCGUCGGACCGCGAGACGACGAAAGCGGUAGCCGCCUGCCACGCCGCGAUGCAGAAGCACGGCGUGACGGGGCGCCUCCGCGUCGCGCGAGAGGGCUACAACGCGACGCUGACGUCCACGUAUGAAGGUUCUAGAGCUUUUUGCGAAGACCUCUCCAGAAUUGAUGCUGAGACUUUUGACGGUUCUGUCGAUUUUAAAUUUGUGGACCACUUGCCACAGAGUCACCUCAUGAAGGGUGCCAAAUGUUGGAAAGUCGAGGAGAUCGUGACCUACGGCAUUACGGAGAAGGAUGCCCCUUUACACAAGGGCGCGAACCACUUAUCGCCCUCGGAGUUCCACGAGGCGCUCGAGGACCCGAGUGCCGUGGUUAUUGACGUGCGCAACGCCAAUGAAACGCUGAUCGGGCGCUUCGCUCCCCCGGGAGGCGCAGAAUAUAUAGAUCCCCAGAUGCGCCGGUCGACGGAAUUUCCGGAGUGGGUUAGGCGAAACAAGGCUAAGCUAGAGGGCAAGAAGGUGCUCAUGUACUGUACCGGAGGGGUUCGUUGUGAAAGGGCGUCGGCCUUCCUCGCCAGGGAAGGCAUCCGGCCGCACGGCCAGCUCGAGGGCGGCAUCCACCGCUACCUGGAGCAGUAUCCGGACGAAGGAGGGCACUGGGUCGGCAAGAAUUACGUGUUCGAUAGGAGGUUUGCCCAUGGCGCUGCGAAGCACGACGUCGUUUCGAGGUGUGGCAUAUGUUCAAUUCCAUGGGACCGCUACCAGGCCGGCGCCAAGUGCCCGUCCUGUAGCAUGGAGGUGCUCGUGUGCAGGACGUGCCAGCGCGCGAAGAAGGCUUCACCAAAAUGCCACCUAUGUACUUAA
Molecule: messenger RNA, 1185 nt
Organism: Pelagomonas calceolata
Lineage: Eukaryota; Pelagophyceae; Pelagomonadales; Pelagomonadaceae
Source: the annotation of a GenBank genome assembly